Molecule: messenger RNA, 2415 nt
Organism: Boleophthalmus pectinirostris (great blue-spotted mudskipper)
Lineage: Eukaryota; Metazoa; Chordata; Actinopteri; Gobiiformes; Gobiidae
Product: myocardin
Exons: 15
Coding region: 1-2415 (804 amino acids)
Biological process (GO): smooth muscle cell differentiation
Source: RefSeq, a predicted model, not a curated record
AUGACCCUGGCGGCCUCCGAGAGGUCACUGCUCAUCAGAAACAAGUUCCGCUCAGUGCUGCAGUUGAGGAUCCAGAACCGAAGGCAGAAUGAGAUCAAUGCAGAUCUGGGAAAAUCUACCAGUCCAUCUCAGAAAACAGAAGACGAAAAGAGUGAAGCUCUGCGUCUCUCUGAUGACGGUGCCACUCAGAAGUUGCCCCCUAGUGGUGUGAACGCUGAAACUGCAAAAGAGAGGAGUGUGUGUGGGACCCACCGGCACAAGAAGGCGCGGCAGGCUCCAGAGCUUGCUGAGAGAGUCCCACGUUUGUCUAGUACCACCGAGCAGCAGCAGGACCACCGGCUCCCCCUAGAGAACCGUAACGCUUGCUUCACCCUGCCCUCCGAUGUCUUCGAAGAUGACAUCUCCUCUUGCUCCUCCUCCUGCUCGCCCACGGAGCAGCACGGCACCCACCAAUCAGCAGCCUUCCCCUCGUUACCGCUGCUUUCGGGUGAACAGUUACUAAGUGACUUCUCUGCCGCGGGCGCACAGCUGCACCACAGCCCGGGUCACACUCAGUCUGGCUUGGCGUUGCUCCCGGCAACCGAGGGCAUCCGACAUCCUCUGAGCGUUACAGUGUGUGAACCUGGCGCCAUGGCAACAAGUGUCCGACCAAGUGGGCUGUACCUCCCCUCAGCGACCAUGCCCCUGCUGCCAAAGGCAGCACGGCCGUCCAGUCCAACCUGCACCUCCGCUCUGCCCUCCCUCGACUUAAACCAGAUGCCCCGUCCACGGAAACAGCGGGACACCAAACCCAAAAUGAAGAAGCUGAAAUAUCAUCAAUACAUUCCUCCGGACCAAAGAGGAACAUCUGGGACAACAGGGGCAGGAGCCAAACAGAAGAGCCCUCCCUCGACCCCGGCGUUAGACCCGGCCUAUUCCCAUUUAGUGAAACAGCAGCAGGUUUUCCUCCAACUGCAAAUCCUCCAAAACCAACAACAACAACAGCAGCAGAUCACAGUGGUGCCCAGUGGAGAUGCUGGUGAUCAGGUGAAGUCAUCUGGAGCUCUGCCACUGAACCCACAGCCGGUCCCUGCCACCACAAACCAGCCCCCUGCAGACCCCAAACCUGUGGCUAAGCCUGAGCUGCUGCCUGCUAACCUGGUGGACCUGACGGUGUCCGAGCUCCGACAGCAGCUGCGUAAGCGCGGCCUCCCAGUGUCUGGCACAAAGCCUGCUCUUUUGCAGAGACUCAGGCCCUUCCAGCUGCCCCAGCCGUGUGUGGGCCCCACCCCCCUCUGCCAGCUGGGCAUCGCCACGGAGACACUGUCCACGUCUCUCAGUCCAAACCAGAGCCCCAUCUCCAGUGCCAGCUCUGGAUCCGACUCUCCCAGCCAGUGCCCAAGUAAACACAUUUACAUCCACAACCGCAAAAUUCCUAAUGGGAUUGUGAGCGACGCUCCUGGUGGGAUCCUGAGCGAUAUCCCUAAUGCUUUUACAAAUGCCACUUCAGUCAGUCUGGCAGGUGAGCCCUGCACCGUGUUCUUGGCUCCUGCCAGCACUGCCUCAGGGACCCCCAGUCCCAGUCUGCCUAUGUCAUCGUCCUCACCCCUGCAGUGCGGGACCCCCUGGAGGACAGAGACUGAACAGCAGCAGCAGCAGCGAGAGGAGCUGAGCGUGGAGCUGGAGAUGAGGGAGCGCAUGAAGAGCAGGCCCAGAGACCAUUUAAACAACUCCAGCGAGCUGUCACGUGGGGGCGCUCUACAUCCUUUCUUGCAACAGGACUCAGGAUGCUUGACAGAAAAGCCCAGAAGUGAAGCAGAGUUUCCUCUCAUUUGUACACAGCUUUACUGCUGCCAGCCGUGCGACGUGAUUGGUCAGGAUUUUGAGUUGCCUGUGCAGAUCACAGCGAGCCCAGCGCAGUCGUCGCCCACAGUGCGAAGUUUAGAAGAGGAGCUCCAGGAGGCCAUUCAGAAAGCACAGAUGGACCCUUGCCAGUCAAUAGACGACAUACUGGAUGAGCCAAUCUCCUGCAAUGACUCUGUUGCUGUAUGCGAUGGCAAACCUUCGUCAGACACUGCCCCCAGCCACUCUCCUCUUCCUCAGAGCGAUCAGCUGCAGCCCAAAGAUGACAGCUUCCUCCCCUCUCCUCUCUGCUCCUCUUUGCUGUUGGAGAUGCCCCCUUCUCCAGCUGUGAUAUCUCAGGCUCAGGUAGUCCCCGCUCCUCCCCCACCCCCCCUCUGCACCUCGCCACUGCCUUCAAACAGAAAGUCACGAAAGCGGCGUGCUCCUCCUCCCUUCGACGCAGCCGAGUGGCUGGAGACGCUCACUUGCGGCCUGCUGACUCCACCCACUGCUCCAUUUGUAGAGCCCGACUUCAGCCUGGACUCGGACCUGAACGUCAAUCGGGUGCUGGAUCUGAUGAUCGAGCAGUGGUGA